Molecule: messenger RNA, 829 nt
Organism: Myzus persicae (green peach aphid)
Lineage: Eukaryota; Metazoa; Arthropoda; Insecta; Hemiptera; Aphididae
Product: 33 kDa inner dynein arm light chain, axonemal-like
Exons: 5
Coding region: 1-768 (255 amino acids)
Cellular component (GO): axoneme
Molecular function (GO): dynein heavy chain binding
Source: RefSeq, a predicted model, not a curated record
AUGAAUAAUUCCGAUUUGCUUGAGGUUUUAAGCAAAGGAGUCUUGAAAUGGAACUAUGUCGAGGAUAUCACAGACGUCGAAGAACAAAAUAAUGACGACGAAAAAGAUGACUGUAGAAAAUCUAUACUAGAUGAAAUAUUUCCUCCCAGAGUAUGGACUCGAGUUGAUAAUAAUAACAAAUUGAUAACUUUGAGACAGACAAUUUCCAGAGAACCGUCAAACCGAGACGGUGUGUUCAAAAUGAUUGUGAUAUUAAAUAAUUUAGAGAAGUUUUAUAGUUUCAAGCAAAAAGGGCUAUGCGAGACAAGAAACUCGGUUUACAAUUUUUUUUUCGACGAAGUUUUGAGACAAGUCAUAAUCAUGGAUGAAGAUCUUGGAGCAAUUUUAUUCAGGAUUCACAACGAGUUUAAGAAUAUGAUUUUUAUCUUAAAAUGUAUGUACGAUAAGGCGGUGGAGGCGAAUGACUUGACCCGGCGUUCAUCGGAGAUCGAUCCUGAAUUGUACAAAGAAGUUGAAGACUUGACAAGAAUCAAUAAUGAAUUAAUAAUAAAAUGUAGACAUUCAAAACAGAGGCAUUUAGAGAGAUUAAAGAAAAAAGAGUCUGGUGAGGAUUAUAAAUUCCUAAUUUCGUUGAAAAUGAAACAUAAAAUGCUGAUGAACUACAUAAAAAGAUCUUCUGAACAACUCAAAGAACAGAUGAGUAUGAUGGCGCCGUCGACAAAGACUUCCUAUCUGAUCCAAAGUAAAGUCAAUUCCACAAAGUUGUAAUGGCUUAAAAUCAGGUUAAUAUUUUCUAACCUUUUAUUGCCAUAUUCAAUUGCACCGAUGC